CAAGCAAUAAAAUUUCAGAGACUGUCACCAAAGACGUUAUUUGUGUAUUGGACACACAAAUUCUGCGAUUCCUAAAAUUGCAAAGAUGAACCUGAUCAGUACAUCUUUUUCUCUGUUCAUGAUUUCCUUUGUAAUCUUGUUGUCCACGUCGUGCCGUUCUGCUAGUGCAAGCAUAGUAAGUGAAGUUUGCAAGAACACAACAGAUCCAAAGUUUUGCACUGAAACGCUCAACGCAGAUCCUCGGAGCAAGACUGCAGAUAAAAAAGGUCUCGUGCGUAUUAUUACCGACAAGGGAUUAGCAAAAGGUAAAGAGGAUUUCGAUCUCAUCAAUAAAUUACUUAAAGAGGCCAGGGAUCCUGCACUCAAACCUUUAUUGGAACAUUGUAAUUUUUGUUACGAUUUACUAUCCAAUAGGGAUUUUUAUGAUGUCAUUGAUGCCUUGAACAAUAACGAUUUCGUUAGUGCAUCGAUUAUGACCACUUCUGCCAUGGAUAAUGCUGUUGAUUGUGAAGAUGGCUUCAAUGGAGCAGGGGUCAAAUCUCCAUUGAAAUCUCAGAACAAAUACAUGGAGGAUUUGUGUUUCUUAUCCAUCGAAAUUUUAGAUAAAAUGAUUAAAAUUAAAGUGUAAUUUUUAGACUUUAUUAGGCAAUUUUUCUGAUAUGCAUUCUUGAGGAGGUCGGUUUUGUUUUCAAGUUUAUUGAAAUUCUGCUCAUUACAAAGAAUAAAAAAUUCUCGGUUGGAUCGGGAUUCACCUCCUUUAUUUUUUGCAUUAUGGUCCUUAAUACACUUUUUCUCUCCC
This is a messenger RNA of Oldenlandia corymbosa var. corymbosa, 799 nucleotides long. NCBI's taxonomy places the organism in Eukaryota, Viridiplantae, Streptophyta, Magnoliopsida, Gentianales, Rubiaceae. The record is from the annotation of a GenBank genome assembly.